Debaryomyces fabryi is the source of this 1053-nucleotide messenger RNA. RefSeq lists its product as uncharacterized. Lineage: Eukaryota; Fungi; Ascomycota; Pichiomycetes; Serinales; Debaryomycetaceae. The transcript has a single exon. The record is from RefSeq and is a predicted model, not a curated record. Bases 1 to 1053 code for a protein of 350 amino acids.
AUGGGGAAUUCAACAGAUUUUAAAGGGGAAUUUACAAUUUAUCCUCCGCUUACGAAUGAACAGAUUCAAAAUGCAACAGAUUGUUUUGAGGGUUCAAAGUCACAUAUGUAUUUACAACACAGAAAUGCUGAAUUUCUUGAUUACCAUGGGGACAUGAAUUGGGAAGGUAGCUGGUCCGUUUCUCCUUCUGGGGAUAAAAUAUACUUCAAUCCAAUGGACAGGCUCUACGAGGGGAAAGGCUAUUUAAAGUACUUAAUAGAGCAUGCAAUAAGGUCAACUCAUUCCACUGUAAAUGGUGAGAUGAUUUUUCUUAAUGAAUAUGGUUCUUUUGGAAUAUUAGGUGUUGAAAAUAAUGAAGUAUAUGUUAUUGGUUAUUUAAAGGAAAAUGACUUACCACUUUGUGUAGAAGCACGAGAAAAGGCCAUCAUGCUGAAAUCCUACUCAUAUAGUAUCAACAUAAACCAGAUCCCUAAAGAUUUUAGCAGCAACCUGUUGAUACCAGCAAUUUUCAGGUACGAUAUAGCGCUGAAACUCACGAGGAACACAGAAUUCGUCGGAUCGUUUAAUGUCGAAAAAAUAUUCAAUUUUGAAAAGUAUUUGAUGACGAAAAGUCCUAAAGAGGAAUAUAUCGACAGCAAGGUUGAUGAAGAGCUAAAAAAACAUUCUGAGUGUUAUAAAGAUAUUCCCGGAUUUCUAGCUGAAAAAGAAGAGCGCAUACGUCAAAAUAUUGAGAGCAAGUAUCCAUAUAUUGCAGAGCAUAAUAUAGAUGGUACAGUUGGUGAUAAAUCAACUAAGAAUGAAUGGAUACUCUCCGAUGAUCAACAAAACCUCGAAUGGUCAGGUAAAAAAUUUAUAGCUCCUCUUCACUGGCUAGUAUUUUUAAGCUUCCUGUGCUUUGAUGUUCGGGGUUCAAUCAAAUGGGUAAAUGAACUAAAUGAACUGGGGUUGAUAACAGUAGAAAGAAUUGAAAAUCUGAAUUAUGGUAACAAAAACUUCGUAUUCAUAGAAUUUAAUGGAAAAAAAUAUUUGGCCAAUAUCUCAUGGAGCUAUUAA